Cajanus cajan (pigeon pea) is the source of this 267-nucleotide messenger RNA. The record is from RefSeq and is a predicted model, not a curated record. NCBI's taxonomy places the organism in Eukaryota, Viridiplantae, Streptophyta, Magnoliopsida, Fabales, Fabaceae.
CAAUAUCAGAAACAAGAGAGAGAAGCUGCAAUGUUGGCCAGGAAGCAGAAGACUUACACUAUUUUGAAGGAUGAUGACAAUAGUGACGAUGCCUAUGUAGAUAAAUAUUCAAUAACUACUUCUUCUUCAUCUAGAAAGGUUGACAACCAUGAAAAACGAUUCAGGAAGAAAAGUGAAGUUCAAGAUGAUGAUGAGGAAGUUUCGAGAAAGGAAAGGGAUAGACAAGUUAAGAGAAGAACAUCCCCUUAUGAAGAGAAUGAUUCAGAG